Messenger RNA from Fusarium odoratissimum NRRL 54006, 153 nucleotides. RefSeq lists its product as uncharacterized. NCBI's taxonomy places the organism in Eukaryota, Fungi, Ascomycota, Sordariomycetes, Hypocreales, Nectriaceae. The transcript has 2 exons. The coding region runs from base 1 to 153 and encodes 50 amino acids. The record is from RefSeq and is a predicted model, not a curated record.
AUGACGGAAGACACAGGACACAACGAUGAGGCUCGAAUUGCCUCAAAUUCGAGCCCCGAAAAGGUGACACCGACUGAAACGUGGGGCAGCCGAGGUCGUCAAUUGCAUGAUCCUUGUCUUGAGCCUCAAGGUUCCACUCCUCGGCACAUCUAA